AUGCAAGUAGAUUUGGUUCUUAAAAGCCAUUAUAUUAUUACCAUUACCCUUGCUGGAAUUGGUUGGAUUGUGCUUCUUGGUGGUGCUAGUGCCAUCACAGCCUUAUAUAAUGAUACUAUGAAUGCUUAUAGCAGCUAUAGUUAUUCCCCUGCUAGUUCUCCAAUGAGUGGUGUUUUUGCUACCCUUUGGUUAUAUGUGAUUUAUCAAUUUGUAAUCAUAACUGAAGAUGAUUCUACUUUAAUCAGAAAUAUUGACGAAUAUUACGGAAAUAUAAAAAAUGAGAAAGAUUCUACUGGCACUAGGUUCGCACCUCAACCAACACCAAUGUAUCCUUCUGACUUUAGAAAUAUUUAA
This is a messenger RNA of Cetraspora pellucida, 354 nucleotides long. The record is from the annotation of a GenBank genome assembly. NCBI's taxonomy places the organism in Eukaryota, Fungi, Glomeromycota, Glomeromycetes, Diversisporales, Gigasporaceae.